AUGAGCCAGGACAAGUUCACUGUUCCUCAGAAUAAACCAUCCUCAAAGAAACCAACAGACAGGGCUCCAACACAAUCACCAACAGUAGCAUUGGCAUCAAAUGGUACAAUCAGUUCAAGAACUCCAGGUGGAAUCAAUACUGUUCAUAUAAAUGCUGCAAGAGAAAUGUUUGCCAGUACUGCAAGAGCUAGACAACCUCCUUCCUCAGUGGCAACAAAUCCAAAUUAUAUACCCAAUGCUUCAAAUAUUAUCAAAAGACAACCAUUUGAUUUUAAUGCAAUUGAACCUCCUGUGGAAACUACAGGUACUCAAUUACCAUCAACAUCAUCAACAUUUACAAAACCUGAGAUUCAAGUUCCUGCUAAAAAUCAUGAUAAAUCACAAUGUACCAAUCCACAAUGUGCUCAUUGCGGUAGAGUUAUUAUACCUUCACCAGUUGCUUCAUUCCCACUUGUAGAAACUCCAUCAAUUUCAAUUAAUGAUUGGGAAAUUUAUACAACUAAAAAACCAAUUUUAAAUGCUGAAGAAAUUGAUAUGGAAGAAUCAAGAUUAGGUAUACCUGUCCCGGAAAUGAUUUUUGGUCAUAAUAAAAUUGAAAUUAAGAAUCAAUUGAAAAAUUUUAAUAUAAGUUUUAAUACUCCAGAUGCUUUAUCAUUAGUUGAUACUACGGGUGAAAAUUUAAUUCAAGUUUCUUAUUCAAAAGAAUGGUUUAGUACAAGAGAAACUGGGACUAAUGAUAUCAAAGGAAUUGUUAAACCAUUUGAUUGGACUUAUACAACAAAUUAUAAAGGUUCUUUUACAAAUGAUUCAAUUAAAUUAAUUGAAAAUUCUGAAUUUCAAAUUCCAUUAGAUAAAUUGAAAAAACCUGAUCCAAUUUUAUUUUUCGAUGAUAUGGUUUUAUAUGAAGAUGAAUUAGGUGAUAAUGGUAUAAGUAUCCUAAGUUGUAAAAUUAGAGUUAUGCCAGAAAGAUUAUUAUUAUUAACAAGAUUUUUCUUAAGAGUUGAUAAUGUUAUAUUUAGAAUUAGAGAUACAAGAAUUUAUAUUGAUUUUAAUGAAAAUUUAAUUAUAAGAGAAUAUAAAGAACAAGAAGCUUCAUAUCAAGAUAUAAUAAGGAAAGUUAGUCCAUUAGCUGGUGAUCCAAGGUCUUUCCUUAGAGAUCAAAAUUGGAUUGCUUCAAAAUUACCAGUUGUUAAAGUUGUUGUUGAUAGUGCUAAAUUGUGA
This is a messenger RNA of Hansenula ciferrii, 1221 nucleotides long. RefSeq names its product Tip41p (gene TIP41). NCBI's taxonomy places the organism in Eukaryota, Fungi, Ascomycota, Saccharomycetes, Phaffomycetales, Wickerhamomycetaceae. The coding region runs from base 1 to 1221 and encodes 406 amino acids. Gene Ontology annotation, biological process: TOR signaling. The record is from RefSeq and is a predicted model, not a curated record. The transcript has a single exon. Gene Ontology annotation, cellular component: cytosol.